AUGCUGGAAUUCUAGAAGACGCGGAGAAAACCACACGCGUAUCCUCCUCAUUGGCUAUUCUGUCAUUUAAAUUCACCGGCAAUCGAUGACGUGCCUCUCCUGACCUGAAGAACCCCAAGGAUCGGGAAAAAAAAAAAAUGGCCUUCCCUUUUCACCACCACCACCACCACCACCGCCAUGACGACGAUGAAGACGCCGAACCUCCUUAUCCUCCACCGGGACACAGGCCGCCAUACUCCGAUCCACCGCCCCCACUGGUUCCCCACAUCCACCACCACACUCACUACGGCGAGGCUCCUCCGCCGCCUCCACCGUCUUACGUUGGCUACGAGUCCAAUUUCCCUCCGGAGCCGCCCGUUCCCGACUACGGAUACUCCUCCGGACCCCCUCCUCCGGUCGUGCACCACCACUCUCACAAUCCACACUCUCCCACUGUUAUUCACCAACACUCUCAUCACUCCGAUUCUCCCUUCUCCAACAGACCAACGGUCAAGGUCUACGCCAAAGCAAACCCUAAUUUCUCUCUUGCCAUCCGCGACGGCAAGGUCGUCCUCGUUCCUUCCGAUCCAGACGAUCCCGCUCAACACUGGUUCAAAGAUGAGAAAUACAGUACAAGGAUUAAGGAUGAGGAAGGAUGUCCCUGCUUUGCUCUGGUGAAUAAGGCCACCGGUCAGGCGAUGAAACAUUCCGUUGGAGCUUCUCAUCCGGUUCAGUUGACACGCUACGAUCCAAAUGUUGUGGACGAGUCUGUACUGUGGACACAGAGCAAGGAAUUUGGGGAAGGAUACAGAGCCAUAAGAAUGGUGAAUAACGUUCACUUGAAUGUUGAUGCCUUUCAUGGAGACAAAUAUUCUGGUGGAAUUCAUGACGGCACGCACAUUGUUUUGUGGAAAUGGAAGGAAGGAGAAAACCAACUGUGGAAGAUCGUACCCUACUGUAAGUUCUUUCUCUUUUAUACUAUGGUUAGACAUCAUUCUCUUUUGUUCAUCUUGCUGUUACUGACUCUUGAUUUCUGGAUCUCAUGCCAAAUCAAUGGAUUCUAUUGUUCAGUUUUAGAUUUUUCAAUUCUAAAUUUUUAUUUCCCUCUUCCUAAUCCUUUAAUACCCUGUUAAACAUGGAUUUCAUGUUGAAAAAUGAUAGACCAAAGGAUUAGGGCAAGAGGUGAAUUUUUUAAUUUAGAGAGUUGCUGAAAUAAAUGAGCUAUUUAGUCAUAAGUUCAACGCGUAAGGUGUAAGGAGUUGCUUAAUUUUAUGGAAGCGAUGGUUUUAGUCGUGGGAUUCAUAAAUUCCUUGGGCAGAGUAAGGUUUUGUUGUUGACCUAUUUUUCUUUUCAAACAAUUUUCAAAACGAUUGCAUUGAGAAAAGAAAAGACGAAAGAUCAUACGAACAUAUAAAAAACCUCCACAAAAGGAGGAGUUCACUUUACAAGGAGGGGCUUCAACUAUGCAACAAAUGUUUAUAGGGAAUUAUUAAAUCCAUCGAAAUUGAAGUCUAAAGAGAAACAUGAAAACAAACAAGGGACCAAACAUCAAAAAGGUCUCUAUCCACGCCCCUAAACACUCUUAUUUCACACCUACCCAAUACUCCAUAGAAAACAGCAUUUCCUCCCAAAAUGUAGAAUUGAGGAGAAACACUUUGAUAAUAACAUUGGCGUCUUUGUGUCGAGUGAUCAUCAAACCAAACUUUAGAAAGAAAUAAUCUCAAACACAAUACAAACUCACCACGCCAGAAAAUAUGGUCAAGUUUUUAUAAUUUUUAGAUCUUUAUCCCGAUAUGAAUAUGGUUCAAUUUAACAAAUGCUCUUAGUCAAUUAAGAAGUGGGCGGUUCAAAUCUUCCAAAUUGAGAUUAGAUAUUAAAAUUUUGAAACUCAGUAAAAAUUAACUUCUUCUUCUUCUUUAAUUGGGUACAACAGGAGGAUGUGAUGAAAUGAAGGGGAUGCUAUGGUAUGCAAUGGAGUGUUGUAAUAAUGUCAUGUUGAGAAUAAAGGUAUUCUCGUGGAUUUGAGAAAAACCAUAUUUGUAGUUCAUGAAAAAUUGAAAGUGUGUGGAGGCAUCAAUCAAUAUGUUUUGUGCUUUAGAUUUAGCUUUAGCAAUUAGCAUCAUUUGAUUUGGAUGGCUUUUACUUUCCACUCACAAUAUCCGCAGCUAUUUUUAUGGAUCCCUUCAUUUCAACCAAACUUUCUGUAAAAAUAUGUAUCUUCUUCUGUUCCAUUUGAUGGUAAUGAUAGUAAUUAUAUUAUGUC
Cucumis melo (muskmelon) is the source of this 2242-nucleotide messenger RNA. Its product is annotated as ricin B-like lectin R40G3. NCBI's taxonomy places the organism in Eukaryota, Viridiplantae, Streptophyta, Magnoliopsida, Cucurbitales, Cucurbitaceae. The record is from RefSeq and is a predicted model, not a curated record. The transcript is spliced from 3 exons. The coding region runs from base 138 to 1112 and encodes 324 amino acids.